Molecule: messenger RNA, 609 nt
Organism: Callorhinus ursinus (northern fur seal)
Lineage: Eukaryota; Metazoa; Chordata; Mammalia; Carnivora; Otariidae
Gene: IL17D
Product: interleukin 17D
Biological process (GO): inflammatory response
Cellular component (GO): extracellular region
Molecular function (GO): cytokine activity
Source: RefSeq, a predicted model, not a curated record
AUGCUGGUGGUCGGCGUCCUGCUAGCGUUGGCGCCGGGCCGGACCGCAGGCGCCCUGAGAGCGAGCAGACGUCCGGCGCGGCCGCGGGGCUGCGCCGACCGGCCGGAGGAGCUCCUGGAGCAGCUGUACGGGCGGCUGGCGGCGGGCGUGCUCGGCGCCUUCCACCACACGCUGCAGCUGGGGCCGCGCGAGCAGGCGCGUAACGCGAGCUGCCCGGCAGGGGGCAGGCCCGGCGACCGGCGCUUCCGGCCGCCCACCAACCUGCGCAGCGUGUCGCCGUGGGCCUACAGAAUUUCCUACGACCCCGCCAGGUACCCGAAGUACCUGCCCGAGGCCUAUUGCCUGUGUAGGGGCUGCCUGACCGGGCUGUUCGGGGAGGAGGACCUGCGCUUCCGGAGCGCCCCGGUGUACAUGCCCACCGUCAUCCUGCGGCGGACCUCGGCCUGCGCGGGCGGCCGCUCGGUGUACGCGGAGGAGUACGUCACCGUGCCGGUGGGCUGCACCUGCGUCCCCGAGCAGGAGAAGGAAGCAGACAGCAUCAACUCCAGCAUGGACAAGCAGGGCACCAAGCUCCUGCUCAGCCCCAGUGACAAGCCGGGCCGGCCCUGA